This is a messenger RNA of Haliotis rubra (blacklip abalone), 2498 nucleotides long. RefSeq lists its product as uncharacterized. The transcript has 3 exons. The record is from RefSeq and is a predicted model, not a curated record. Bases 969 to 2282 code for a protein of 437 amino acids. NCBI's taxonomy places the organism in Eukaryota, Metazoa, Mollusca, Gastropoda, Lepetellida, Haliotidae.
AAUGAUCAUCGGGCCGAGUAAAACAAGGUCAUACAAACUGGUUUGGAUUGAGCGUCAACAGUUUUUGUUAAGAGCAUGUGUAGAUACUUAUUUGCGGUGAAUUUGGCGUGUAAUGUACACAUAAUUGGUUUCAUGCUCCAAUCUCGUGAAGAGGGCUUUGCGGCCACAGGACUAUUUGAUGUAUGUAUUGACAGAACUGAGCGCAGCUCUAGAGGAUGGUAGUUUAUUAGAUUGCCACCGUUAUUGUGUUAUCCCAUGGAUUACCCCAAGCUGUUUUCUCCUAUGUGUGAGAAAGCAGAUUUCUGAAGGAAAGCGGAUAAUACAAGUAUUCUAUAACUGUAGGUAGCGGCUGACGGGGACAUUGUGAUGCAAGAGAUGGGAUGCUGAUUCAGAGGAGGAGAAGUAUGUAACGUCUGUGAGUUCUGGUGCUCGGUCAUGCGAUGGAUCUUAAAGUUUAUAGAACUUGACAUUCGUAGAGGAUAUGCGAUACAUACUUCACGGAUGAACAUACGAUGUGUUGGUUUGUGACGGAGUACUGGGUUGUCAUUGUGAGAAUUCGUUGUCAAAAAGGAAGUACGUGUGGGUUUGCUGAAUUGGUGAACUGGUUCACGAAGGUUUAUGCGUGUGGUUAUCUGAUAGUGUUAUGUGAUGGGACGGAGCCCAGUUUGUUUGAUGAAAUGAUACAACGUAUUGGCAAUCACAUAACGAAUGUAUCCAAUCAGGUAGUGAGACUGGCUGGAUAUACAAUAACUCCGAGUAACCUUUGUGAAAAACGUUUUGUGUGGGACAAAGACGUAUGCGUGUAUUUCGCCAAAAUAGACCAGUAGCUAAUCCAACAGAUGACAAAAACAUCAGCGUUUGGAUUAGAAACUUGAUUAUAUUAGAAAACAAAACUUUCAUCGGAAGACCAUAACGAGGAGUGUCAUUGUAUUUAUAAUUUCUGUUUUGGUGAUGUGCUUCUAAUCACCAUGUACAUGCUUAUAUUCCUGUUGACGUCCGCGGUGCACGCUGUGACCUCUGACGUCCAUUACGUUGACCUUCUGCGAGGUCACGACCUCAAGUCCGAGGUCGUGUCCAAGUCCACCCUACAAGUCAUCCAGCUACAGAUCAUCGAGCUCAAGAAGCUUGUAGAAAAACAACAAACGGUUUUAGCUCAGCUGGUCGAAGGGCAGAAUAAACUAGCUAAGUAUAAAUCCAGAGAAUUAAGGAAGAACAAGCAUACACGAAGAUACCUCAGGAAAAUAUACAAGUCAUGCACAUGCGAAUCUCGCAGCAACCCCGCAAAGUAUUACAGCAAGGUCAUGGACGAUGCCAAGGGAGACAACUCCAAAAGAAUGAUACUUUUUGACAGAUCGAAAUCCGAUGAUGUCACUAAGAGCAAGAAUGUCUUGUUGGGUGACAGUAACAGUAUACCCGACGAAGGGAGUAUGAUUAAUGUGCGUGUCCCUCAAGGAGACGGAGGUGACGCGACUAGAGGUCUGAGAGACUCUCAGGUAGUGAUUGCACCACCCACACAGGAUACCAGUGACCAAAAUGGGGGUGACAAGGUAUUGGAUGGUCUACCCGAAGAUGAGCUAAGACCGACAUCAACUACGGUACAAUCAACGUCGACACAGUCGUUAACAACAUCUGCAACAACAGAGACUCCAGUAAUGUUUGGAGAUGGUUCUGACUUCAAUGAAGAAUCAUAUGAUGUCUUUGUCAAUCUGGAGUCAGGGAAAGUCUGGGGUAACCAUAGCGACGUCAUAUGGCUUCACCCGCCUUCAGAGGAAUCAUCGUCCUUGUGUAGUCGUCAGGGAUUGGCCCGUUUGCAAUUCCGUCAGCCGUCGUCCAAUCAGCGACACGAUAAGAUCAAGAUUGACAUGUGGUUUGACUCGCCUAGUGGUUGGGUCUUCAACGUCGGCGAUUCCAAAUCUAACGAUGGAGGAUCCGGAGAUGGAACCACCCAAGAGAAUGAUUGUGAGGCUCAAGGUUAUGGCGCAUCUUUCUCCAUCCACGGAAGUGACAAGUCUCCAAAUCCCUUGAAGAAGAUGUUAUAUGAAAGUAGAGACUUCAUCACGUCACGUGUUACACUGAUUGUCAAAGAUGAAACGAUCACAUGGGACAACCAUCAUGGAAACGCCAACUUCUUACAGAGCCCCGCCCUGUUUGCUCUCAACAACCAAUCAGACAGCCAGGGUCCUGUCAACCGGGACAUAUAUCUGUCACUCAACAGGGUGAUAGCGGGGACAUACAGAAGUGGGCGUGGUUUAUGUAAUGUGGCUCUGAAGUGGUUGGAAUAAAUGUACAAAAUAUCGUAUAAUUUAAACAUGCAAUAUGCCUAUUUGGUGCAGCAGUCAGUGGAAUAUUCACUCACUGUCAUAAAGAAGUCGUUGAAUUCAUACAAGAACCUCCCUUCCCCUCGUAGUAACCACGUCCCCAACAAUUAAUAGAGAAUAAUUUGAUUAUCCAAUUGUGCACGUUUGUAUCUGUAUAAUCCCAACUUUUCAUUUCUGAAU